This is a messenger RNA of Mirounga angustirostris (Northern elephant seal), 1398 nucleotides long. RefSeq names its product GABA type A receptor-associated protein (gene GABARAP). Gene Ontology annotation, molecular function: GABA receptor binding; ubiquitin protein ligase binding. Gene Ontology annotation, biological process: autophagy of mitochondrion; macroautophagy; cellular response to nitrogen starvation. NCBI's taxonomy places the organism in Eukaryota, Metazoa, Chordata, Mammalia, Carnivora, Phocidae. Gene Ontology annotation, cellular component: autophagosome membrane; autophagosome; cytosol. The record is from RefSeq and is a predicted model, not a curated record. The coding region runs from base 620 to 973 and encodes 117 amino acids. The transcript is spliced from 4 exons.
UAAGCGUUCCCUGCGUUUCUCCGAAUAUGUAUUUCCUUUCUGCCCUCCUUCCUUUCCGCACACCCGGCUCCUCCGUUUGGGCACUACUUUGUUUUGGUGUCAGCUGCCGCCUUCGGCGUACCAACGCGUUUCGUGAAUAGCUGUCCUUACGCUUACCUCUGCCUUCCCCCCCUUCACCUCGUUUCCGAAAAGAACUUUCGGAAAACCAAGCCUCAAAUUAUAAUUAGCAGCUUCUGGCCCUUUUGGUCUCCAGCCUGGCGGGGGGAGGUCGGAACGUGGGCUUUCAGUUAUUUUCGACCAUAGCCCAAGCCAACCACCUUUGCUACGUCGCCUGCGUAGCCCGCAAGUUGAUUCCAAAGCGAUUACGUAGACGGCGUGAGGGGGGCGGUCAGUAGGUGGUGCUACGCCGGCUGCGUCCGGGCCGCUGCGCUCGUGGCGUAACGUAGCGGGCGGGGCGGCCUCGGAUGGUCGGGGGCGGGGUUGGUGAAUAGGGAAGUGGCGCAAGUCCCGGGAUCGCUCCGCUGAGUCCGCCCGCGCGUCGCCGCCGUCGCCGCCGCCCCCCGUCCCGGCCCCCCCGGGUUCCCUCAGCCCAGCCCGGUCCAGCCCGGUUCCCGGGAGGAUGAAGUUCGUGUAUAAGGAGGAGCAUCCGUUCGAGAAACGCCGCUCUGAGGGCGAGAAGAUCCGAAAGAAAUACCCGGACCGGGUUCCGGUGAUAGUAGAAAAGGCUCCCAAAGCUCGGAUAGGAGACCUGGACAAAAAGAAAUACCUGGUGCCUUCUGAUCUCACAGUUGGUCAGUUCUACUUCUUGAUCCGGAAGCGAAUUCAUCUCCGAGCUGAGGAUGCCUUGUUUUUCUUUGUCAACAAUGUCAUUCCACCCACCAGUGCCACAAUGGGUCAGCUAUACCAGGAACACCAUGAAGAAGACUUCUUUCUAUACAUCGCCUACAGUGAUGAAAGUGUCUAUGGUCUGUGAAGCUGCUCCCCCUGAGGUGGGGGGUCCCGUUCUACAAAGAGAGAGGUGGCCCCCCCUUCCUUGACCUCCUCCUCCUCCGGGCUCAACCACCACCUCCCUUCUUCAGGACCUGCACUUCCUAAUGUUUGAGGCUCUCUUCCAGCCCCUCUUAGCAGGAGGGCUCGUGGGGGAGGUGACCUCUUGGACCUCUCCUUUUUCCCCUUUCUCUUACCACCCUUCCCACUCUGCUUUAGACUUCUCGAUUGUCAGUCUGUCACAUCCAGCGAUUGUUUUGGUUUCUGUUCCCUUUCUAACUGCCCAAGGGGCUCAGAACCCCAACAUUCCCUUCCUUUCACUACUUUCUUUUUUGGGGGUAGAUGGAAGGGACUGAAAUUGUGGGGGGAAGGUAGGAGGCACAUCAAUAAAGAGGAAACCACCAAGCUGAA